AUGGAGCGUCCGACAAGGAGGGGGUCGCGGGCGCAUUCGGAUGCGAAGCCCAACUACGAGGAGGUGAUCGGCGAGUUCACCCCCGCCCCCUUGUCCGUGUCGCUGGGGGCGUCGACCACGGCGCUGAUACACUCGCGGGUCGGUCUGCGCAGAUCGUCAGGCGGUGUUCCGCCGAUCAGCAGGAGCGACGAGGGCCGAGUACUGCGGGAGGAGGAGGGGGGCACGACACGGGACGAGGGGGUGGACGUGGUCGAGAAGCUCACCAUCGCCCUCAUGGGCGGGGGCGCCACGGGCAAAUCGUCCCUCAUCGUCCGCAUGCUACACGAUCGAUUCGAGGAGGUGGAGGACAACGACCCCACCCUCCUCGACGAAUACGAGCUCCCCUACCACUUCGAAAACCGCACAUACAGCUUGACCCUCCUCGAUACGGUGUACCGUAUCUUUCUGUUCGCAGCGGGACAAGAACAGUUUAGUGAACAGAGACUGGACGCUGUGAAAGCCGCCAAGGGAUUCCUUCUCGUGUACGACGUGACGCAACGUAACCGCGUUGGUGUUCUGAUGGAGAGCUGGAAUCCGUCACCAACCAGGCUGUCGUUUGAGGAGGUGGAGGUGUUCAUGAACGAUCUGUGUCGGGCGCGGCUAAAGGACACGCGCGACAUGCCCAUCGUCAUCGUGGGCAACAAGGGCGACGUGCCCGACGAACUGCGACAGGUCCCCAAGACCCAGGCCGUCAAAUUCGCCGAGGACAAUGGCUGUCCGCUCAUUGAAACGAGCGCCAAGUCGGGGCGGAAUGUACAUAAGGUGCUGGAGAAGCUGCUGCAGGAGAUCACCUACUAUCAUACCAAAGCCCUGCGGGGCAUCAUGUACAAGAUGAAGGGCGUCUACACCACGCCCUCGAUUAGAAUCAAAGGUCUCCCCGCAUCCCAACACAUCGAGAGAUGA
This is a messenger RNA of Acanthamoeba castellanii str. Neff, 942 nucleotides long. RefSeq names its product Ras subfamily protein. Gene Ontology annotation, molecular function: GDP binding; GTP binding; GTPase activity. The record is from RefSeq and is a predicted model, not a curated record. Gene Ontology annotation, cellular component: plasma membrane. Gene Ontology annotation, biological process: signal transduction. Bases 1 to 942 code for a protein of 313 amino acids. Lineage: Eukaryota; Discosea; Longamoebia; Acanthamoebidae. The transcript has 5 exons.